AAAUUUAGUUAUUAUGUAUUUGGCUGCUUUAAUUGUUUGUAUAUUGUAUUUGCCACAUGAUACGCUAUGUGAAACUAAUUCAACUGAUAAGGAUGCAACAAGCUAGUCCUAUCAUAAUACCACCCUGGGACAUAUUACUGUAUAAUGACAGUUUUACGUAUGAGUACAGUAACGACCGAAAAGUGGACCUGUAUUGCACUUUUCCCCGAACCAAUUACACCACAUUAUACUCGAUUAAAAUAUAUAAAAACACAACCAUCUUAUACUCGAUAGAUAUGACAAACAACAAUGGUACGGAGUGUCUAGCAACAAGCCGUACCCGACAAAUGGACUCAACUAUACGACUGAAUCAAGAUCACAUGGUCGUAACCAUACCUCACCCCACCGAUACGACCAUGGGCAAUUAUACGUGUCAAUACGAUUACCUGGAUAUUACCCAUAAUUACCAAUUAUUUUAUUACACUUUAAUGAAUAUAUGCAAUAAGAAAUCGUGCGAUCGAUUGCACCAGGGUGUGAUUCCAGGUCACCAACAACAUAUAAUCAGCGAUCGUAAACGGGAUCAUUACCAGGAUAAUUAUAGAUACUAUGAGUCGUGCGUGUAUAGCACAAACGGGAGUGCCCAGGUACGUAUGCAUAAUGUACUGUUACGCACAUAUAAUAAUGUACCUGUAUUGCACCCGUAUCACUGCAUAAGAGAAGAGAACCGCUUCUCUCACUUCAGGAUCGUUGCCAUCGAUAGCCAGAUUCGUAUGAAUGAGAAUACGAAGAGUCUAAACAUCUUGGAUCUCAACCUACAAUUGACGUCAAUUCUACUGAACGGUUGUUUCAAUUGCCAGUUCUGUGUCAUAGACUCGAUAUUCUCAUUCGUGGAAUAUGUCGGCGAUUGUAUGGAUAGAGUGGACAUCCAUUGGCCGAUUUGUUGGUCAGAUAAUGUUUUCUCUUUUGAUUGCCUUUGCCUUUGGUUUGGGAGUCAAUCGCAGAGCACUUCUUCGUUUGCGACACAUUUUGGUGACAAUUUUGUGUCCAUUCGUGGGGACCGACAGUCCGUUCUGUCUGUCGAUGAGUUGUCACUCAGACAUCAAUUCAUUGGUGUGACUGUCCAUCACUUCGACACCCGUUCUCAGGAUGACUCUCAACGGGAACUCCUCUUUGAGUGCAUCACUUGA
Molecule: messenger RNA, 1166 nt
Organism: Oppiella nova
Lineage: Eukaryota; Metazoa; Arthropoda; Arachnida; Sarcoptiformes; Oppiidae
Source: the annotation of a GenBank genome assembly